Brassica oleracea var. oleracea is the source of this 1746-nucleotide messenger RNA. RefSeq lists its product as uncharacterized. Lineage: Eukaryota; Viridiplantae; Streptophyta; Magnoliopsida; Brassicales; Brassicaceae. The record is from RefSeq and is a predicted model, not a curated record. Gene Ontology annotation, molecular function: zinc ion binding. The transcript has 2 exons. The coding region runs from base 1 to 1746 and encodes 581 amino acids.
AUGCCUUACAGAACUACUCGACUUUUAAAGAGUAUUCUAUAUGAAGGUGUUUCUACAGUUCCUCUGAAUGCUCUUCCGGAUUUUAGCCCUGUCCAUAUUGGACUUUCACCAACCACGAGAGGAGCUGGCGAUAUUAAGGUGAAUAGCUAUUUUAAGACAAAGAGAGAGUUGAUGUUGAGGAUGAAGAAAUGGGCUUUAGAGUGGAAGUUUGAGUACAAGACUGUCUCUUCUAACAAGUCAAGAGUGCUUUUGAGUUGUGUUGAUGAAAAUUGCACGUGGAGGAUGCGUGCUAUCAAGCUACCUCUUUCAGAUUUUUUCGUUGUUAAAAAGUAUGUUCAUGAGCAUACAUGCGAUACAACACACAGGAAAGCCAACCACAGACAAGCAUCUGCAAAGUUGUUGGGUUCUUUUAUUAGCAGCAAUUAUGGAGAAAAAAAGGAAGGUCUCAAACCGAAACAGAUCAUUGAACAGGUCAGGAUGCUGCAUGGUGUUCACAUCAAUUACAAACAAGCUUGGAGAGUGAGAGAAGAAGCUCAGAUUUUGGUUAGAGGGACUCCUGAAGACAGCUAUUACAAUUUGUCUAGGUGGUUGUAUAAAAUCACAGAAACAAACCCUGGUUCCUUGACUUAUCAACAUGUGGAUGCUGCAGGAAAGUUCAAGUAUGCAUUUGUGGCUUUUGGUCCUUCGAUAAGGGGAUUCUCAUUGAUGAGGAGAGUUAUUGCAGUAGAUGGUACAUUUCUGAAGGGAAAAUUCAAUGGGACUUUAUUGGCAGCUUGUGCUCAAGAUGGGAAUUAUCAUCUAUAUCCUCUCGCCUUUGCAGUGGUUGACGCAGAAAAUGGCGCCUCUUGGAAAUGGUUCUUUAGAGGUUUGAGCCAGAAGAUCCCGGACGCUUCGGAUCUUGUUUUUGUAUCAGACAAAGCUAACUCAAUUUCUUCAGCGUUGGAGGAUGUAUAUCCCUUAUCUCACCAUGGAAUUUGCAGGAUCCAUCUGCUCCGCAACAUCACUCCUACAUAUGCGAAGACUGGGUUGCUACCUCUGGUGGAAAGCGCUGCUGAUGCCUAUACGUGUCACGAGUUCUGGUUAAUCUUCAAGGACAUAAAGGAUAAAUGUCCUGAAUUGGCUAAGUAUCUGGAAGAUUCUGAUUUUAGGAAGUGGGCACGAAGCUAUGCGCCUGCGAACAGAUUGACGAUGACCACUUGGUUUUUUGAGCGACGCGAAGCGGCUGCGAAACAUAAGCACCUGGUUACUCCAAAAGUUGUGCAGAAAUUGGUAUCUAGGUUAGGGGCCGCAAUGUUGUUGAAUGUGUAUCAAGUUGAUCGAAGCGAGUUUGAGGUGAAGAAUGAAACAAUGAAGUUUGUUGUUGACUUGGAGAAGCGGCAUUGCACAUGUAAUGUUUUCGACAUUGACAAGAUCCCCUGCAUCCAUGCCAUCGCUGCUGCUAAGCAUAUCAAGAGAGAUGAAAACCUUUUUGUUGAUGCUUCUCACUUGACAGAAACGUGGGCUAAAGCUUAUGCUGAAAGCAUACAUCCUGGUGGAGAGUUGUCAACGUCCACCUAUCCAGAGAAUAUUGAUGAACUGUCUUGCCCACCUCCAGCUACCAAAAAGAAAAGUGGACGCCCUCCUACAAAGAGAAAGAGAUCCGUUGGCGAGUUUGGGGUUCCUGGAUCUAAAUCUCAGUCCCACAAGUGCAGCAGAUGUGGCACAGGAGGGCACAACAAGAGCACAUGCGAGAGGCCUAUAGGAUGA